Molecule: messenger RNA, 2499 nt
Organism: Tarenaya hassleriana
Lineage: Eukaryota; Viridiplantae; Streptophyta; Magnoliopsida; Brassicales; Cleomaceae
Product: protein HAPLESS 2
Exons: 17
Coding region: 127-2352 (741 amino acids)
Source: RefSeq, a predicted model, not a curated record
UUCACCAAAGCAACCACCAUUUUCUUGCUCUGCUUCUCUCAACAAAUUGUACCAUCGUCUCCGAUCUUGCGACGGCGGAUUUGAAAAUUUCUCCGGCAGAGAGAGCGUCGGUGAUUGGAAGCAGUAAUGGCGAUCGCGUCGGUGGUCGUGGCUUGCGUGAUCGCAGGAAUCGGUCUCGGGCUGUUUCGAGACGGUAAUGAAGUCUCCGGAGUUCAGAUUCUUUCGAAAUCGAAGCUUGAGAAGUGCGAGAAGACCUCCGCCUCUGGGAAUCUCAAUUGCUCCAGUAAGAUCGUCUUGAACCUCGCCGUGCCCAGUGGAUCUAGUGGCGGAGAGGCUUCGAUUGUGGCGGAAAUCGUCGAGGUGGAAGAUAAUUCUACGGAUAAGAUGCAAACAGUAAGGAUUCCACCGGUUAUUUCAGUGAACAAAUCAGCAGCAUAUGCUCUGUAUGAUCUGACAUACAUAAGGGAUGUUCCGUACAAACCUCAAGAGUAUUUCGUUAAGACGCGAAAAUGUGAACCAGACGCUGGACCUGAAGUUGUACAGAUCUGCGAGAGGUUGCGCGAUGAGAAGGGUCAUGUUUUGGAGCAGACUCAGCCAACAUGUUGUCCUUGUGGGCCGCAGCGACGGAUACCUUCAUCUUGUGGAAAUGUCUUUGACAAGAUGAUAAAAGGAAAGGCAAAUACUGCCCAUUGUCUUCGAUAUCCAGGUGACUGGUACCAUGUUUUUGGCAUUGGACGAAGGUCACUUGGAUUUAGUGUCCGUAUUGAGUUGAAGACAGGAUCUAGAAUUUCGGAAGUAUUUGUGGGUCCUGAAAAUAGGACCGCUACUUCAAAUGAUAAUUUUCUUAGGGUUAAUCUCAUUGGAGAUUUCGCUGGUUAUACCAACAUUCCUUCUUUUGAGGACUUUUACCUUGUCAUUCCAAGGGAGGUACAGAAAACUGUCUUUCAUGUAAACUACUAUCAAUUUGACAACUUGUCCCGUAUUAUAAAGCUAGAGAACUGUUCUGGUAAAAAGGCUGCACCAGGACAACCAGGGAAUUUGGGCAGAAACUACUCGAUGUGGAUGCUACUUGAGAGAGUGAGAUUUACAUUGGAUGGCUUAGAAUGUAAUAAGAUUGGUGUUAGUUAUGAAGCUUUCAACACCCAGCCUAACUUCUGCUCUUCACCGUUUUGGAGUUGCUUGCAUAACCAACUAUGGAACUUCCGGGAGGCAGACGUAAAUCGGAUCAACCGUCAUCAACUUCCCUUAUAUGGGCUGGAAGGAAGAUUUGAGAGGAUUAACCAGCAUCCAAAUGCAGGGUCUCAUUCCUUCUCCAUAGGUGUGACAGAAGCACUGAAUACAAAUCUGAUGAUCGAACUUUCCGCUGAUGAUAUAGAAUACGUCUUCCAGAGGAGCCCUGGUAAAAUCUUAAGUAUUGCUAUCCCAACAUUUGAGGCACUUACACAGUUUGGAGUUGCUGCGGUCACAACCAAAAACACCGGUGAAAUUGAGGCGUCGUACAGUUUAACGUUCGAUUGCUCCAAAGGCGUUGCCUUCGUCGAGGAGCAAUUUUUGAUAAUGAAACCCAAAGAGGUAACAUCCCGAUCGUUUAAGCUGUACCCCGCGACAGAUCAAGCUGCAAAAUAUAUGUGUACAGCUAUUUUAAAGGAUUCACAGUUCAGCGAAGUAGAUAGAGCUGAAUGUCAGUUCAGCACUACAUCUACCAUACUUGAAAAUGGAUCUCAGAUUACGCCAUUUCAGCCACCAGAGACAAGGGCAAAGGGGUUCUUUGAAUCGAUUCGGGUCAUGUGGAAGAAACUGCGGGAUGGCGUAGUCGAUUUCAUAACAGGAGAAACUUGCAGAAACAAAUGCUCGAAUUUCUUCGACUUUGGAUGCCAUAUCCAAUACGUGUGCCUGAGCUGGUUGGUGUUGUUCGGCCUCCUCCUCGCCAUCUUCCCAGCCGCGUGCAUAGUCGUAUGGCUUUUACACCAGAAAGGGCUCUUCGACCCCAUCUACGACUGGUGUGACGAUCAUUUCGGCUCUCCUGAUUACCACCACGGCAGAUUCCACACCUUAAACUCUGACCGCCGCCGCCACCAUCACGGCCACCACCACCGCCGUGUCGAAACACAGCACCGGCGCAGGACAGCCACCAAUCGGAAGAAGACACGUCACCACCACCACCACCACCGCAAGGAAGACCAAGAAGACGACGUGGAACAACAGAGGGAUCCCGAGUAUUACGACUACUAUAUUCACCAUGUGCGCAAGGACGGUGGCGUCGGCGUCGGCAAGCAGAAGCAUCGCCGGAGGACCAACCACCACCAUGGAAGCGUCGCACGUGACUGUCACGUGAGAAAGCUACGGGGAUAGGAUGUGGAAGGCCUUUUUUUUCUUCUUAUUUUUAGCUUUUCCCUGAACGUCACGAAAGACAAUCAGCCAGCCACAUUCCGUUUUGUUAUUAUGUAAAAGAAAACUCUAUUAUCAUAUAUCCUUUUGCAAGUGUGUAUUUUUUGAACA